Molecule: messenger RNA, 2451 nt
Organism: Coniosporium apollinis CBS 100218
Lineage: Eukaryota; Fungi; Ascomycota; Dothideomycetes
Exons: 4
Coding region: 1-2451 (816 amino acids)
Biological process (GO): vacuole fusion, non-autophagic; vacuolar transport; microautophagy
Cellular component (GO): vacuolar transporter chaperone complex; fungal-type vacuole membrane
Source: RefSeq, a predicted model, not a curated record
AUGAGGUUCGGCCAACAGCUCCGGACGUCCCUGCUCAAAGACUGGUAUUACUACUACAUCGACUAUGACGGCCUGAAGGAGAGCCUCAAGAAGCCUUACAAGACCGAGCCGACGCCCGAGAGCCCAGAGCCAGAGCGCGAAGAAUGGACCGAGGAGGACGAGCAACGCUUUGUGAAGGAGCUGGAGCAGGAACUGGAUAAGGUGUUCACGUUCCAGAAGGUCAAGAGCCAGGAGAUAGUGCGGCGGAUCAAGGCGUCGGAGAAGGAGGUCAAUGAGGUGAUAGCUAGGGCGGAUCAGCAGGCCGCCGAUGAACCGCGCAGUGGGCAGGCAGAUGUGCCGACGGAGGAGGACUUCAUGCUGCUAGAGGAGGACCUGAGCGAUAUCAUCGCGGAUGUGCAUGAUUUGGCCAAGUUCACGCAGCUGAACUAUACUGGGUUCCAGAAAAUUAUCAAGAAGCACGACAAGCAGACGGAUUGGCAUCUUAAGCCUGUGUUUGCUGCGCGGUUACGGGCGAAGCCGUUCUUCAAGGACAACUAUGACGCCUUCAUCGUCAAGCUGUCGAGGCUCUACGACUUGGUACGGACGCGGGGAAACCCCACGAAAGGAGAUGCAGCUGCGGGCGGGGGGCAGCAGAACUUCGUCCGACAGACUACAAAAUACUGGGUGCACCCGGACAAUAUCACGGAGCUCAAGCUCAUCAUCCUCAAGCAUCUCCCCGUUCUCGUUUUCAAUGCUAGCAAAGAAUUCGACCCUAAGGAUUCCGCAAUCUCUUCCAUCUACUACGACAAUACCGACACCUGGGAGCUCUACACAGGCCGGCUCAAGAAGACCGAAGGCGCCGAAGCCAUCCGGCUGCGCUGGUACGGCGACAUGUCGACCGACACCAUCUUCGUCGAGCGCAAAACGCACCGCGAAGACUGGACAGGCGAGAAAUCCGUGAAAGCGCGCUUCUCCCUGAAAGAGAAAAACGUAAAUGACUUCAUGCACGGGCGUCUAACCGUCGACAAAGUCUUCGAGAAGAUGCGCAAAGAGGGCAAGAAAUCCGAGAAAGAGAUCUCGGAUCUCGAGCAACUGGCACGGGAGAUCCAAUACCGGGUCAUCACGCGAAAACUGGUUCCCGUAACCCGCUCGUUCUACAACCGCACGGCCUUCCAGCUUCCCGGCGACGCCCGCGUCCGCAUCUCCCUCGACACGGAACUCACCAUGACGCGCGAGGACAACCUCGACGGACGCCAGCGCGCGGGCGACAACUGGCGCAGGAUGGACAUUGGAAUCGACUAUCCCUUCCCGCAGCUGCCGCCCGAGGACGUCGAGCGCUUCCCGUACGCGGUGCUGGAGGUGAAGCUGCAGACGCAGGCGGGGCAAGAGCCGCCAGCCUGGAUCCGGGAGCUCACAGCCAGCCACCUGGUCGAAGCAGUCCCGAAGUUCAGUAAGUUCAUUCAUGGGACUGCGACGCUGCACCCCGGGCGGAUAAAGCUGCUGCCCUUCUGGAUGCCGCAGAUGGAUGUCGACAUCCGGAAGCCGAUCUCGCACCGCUUCGGCAUCGAGCGUCCGGGGCAGUCGCAGGAUGUCUCGACGAGCGCGAACUACGACGACGACUCGGACGAGGAGGGCGACCUCGCCGAACCGAAUGGGGAUGCCGCGCCGAGACACGAGGAGGAGGACAACGACAACGAGAAUCUGCGCCGGCUGCGCGAGGCGAGAGACGCGAUGGAGCAGCAUGAUCUCGACCAGCGCGCCGACUACGGCGCCAUGGAUGGUCAAGCGGAUGGCCAGGCCAACGGUGGCCCGAAUCAGCUGGACGUCGAGGAGCGCAUCGCGGCGCGGCCGCUGCAGGAUCCGGAGGAGGACUAUCCGCUGUACGACUCCGAGGAUGAGGAAGACGAUCUCGAGGAGGCGCGGAGAGUUGGCGGGUGGACGUACCAGAAAAAACUGCUGCAGCACCGGCUGCGCAGCGCGGGCGAGUGGCUAGGUGGUGUGUUGAAGAGAGCGGUGCCGGCGCCACAACCGACAUCGAUGCCGCGCGUGGGGGCUAGUAUGGGGAUACCGAAGACGAUGGGUGAGGCGAGGAGGUUCAGGGCGCCGAAGGGGAAACGCAUCCAUGUCCCCGUCCGCGUGGAGCCAAAAGUCUUCUUCGCAGCCGAACGCACCUUCCUCUCCUGGCUCGAGUUCAGCAUCAUCCUCGGCUCGAUUGCGGCCACGCUACUUAACUUCGGGGAUAAUGUCUCGCUCGCCUCGGCGUGGGCCUUCACGGUCGUGGCUUGUUUGAGCCUGCUGUAUUCAAUGGGCUUGUAUUUGUGGCGCUCGGAUAUGAUUCGCAAGAGGAGGGCAGUCACGUAUCAUGAUAAGUGGGGGCCGAGUAUUCUGUGUGUUGGACUGUUUGCUGCUGUGGCAGUGUCGUUUGGGAUGAGGUUGAGUUAUGGGGGCGAUGGUGGGGGGUUGAAGGGAUAG